AAGAAGAGUUGAAACUGUAGUUUCCGGUUCCGGGCUAACAGUAUCCUUCACAAGUGGCAAAAUGUUGACCCGAAUUUCGCGGUUUGGGCUGACUUUGCCCCGGUUACUUUAUAAUCCACCAGCCCGGUUGGUCUCCCAGUCUAAAGCGAACAGUGCUACAGGCUCGACCGCGGUGACGGAGCUCCACCCCGAGGUCCAGCAUUCUGGUCACGGUGAGGUCAGCCCGUAUGUCAAGAAUCCGGAAUACCAUGGCUUCUCCAGCGAUCCAGUGGAGGAUGAGUGGAAUAUGAAAGUGGGCUUCUUCUUCGGCAUUUCAGUUGCUCUCGUCAUUGGAGGAACUUUUAUCCACUAUUUACCCGACCAUGGCAUGCGGCAGUGGGCCAGAAGAGAGGCCGAACAUUUGAUUCAGCAGCGCGAGGCCGAUGGUGGCCCUCUCAUAGAGGAGAACUACUAUGACACAAACAAAAUCAUUCUUCCCACAGCUGGAGGACAGUAACCUGUCCACUGUAAUACCUGAUUAUUGUAUUUCACUGAUAAAAAUAAAAUAUGUGUGUUGAA
Messenger RNA from Haplochromis burtoni (Burton's mouthbrooder), 558 nucleotides. It is a transcript of the gene ndufb11, whose product is annotated as NADH:ubiquinone oxidoreductase subunit B11. The transcript has 3 exons. Bases 62 to 496 code for a protein of 144 amino acids. NCBI's taxonomy places the organism in Eukaryota, Metazoa, Chordata, Actinopteri, Cichliformes, Cichlidae. The record is from RefSeq and is a predicted model, not a curated record.